ACUCACAAACAUCGUUCAUUAUUUCAUUAAUUAAUGAAUGAAUCAAUGAAAUAGAAACGAAGGAGUAGAGAAAGACGUCAACCUCGUACUUGUUUGUGUUGUGCCACUGAAACAAUUUUUGUACGACCGUUUGUCUGAAUUCAACAGCGAUUGGCGAUGGUUUUUCUAUUAAAUCGUCGUAAAUACGUAUAGUGAAUUUUAGGACAAUGGCAGUGAUGGUGGGCAGCGAUUCCGACUCGGAUCAGUCCGACUAUCCUGAGCAAUCUACAGAAGUGGAAUCGUCGGAUAAUGGAGAGUGUCAAAGCAAGGAGGAUCUAUGUCCUCCAUCUAAAAAAAUCAAGAGGCAACUGCAUCAAAAGAGGGGGGCCAAAUCUAAGGGCUUUCUGAAAGGGCUAAAAGCAGGUGAAGAGAUGCGAGCAUUAUCAGAUUUUGAGAUGAAUGUGGUGACCCUACAAAUAAGUAAUAUCCUUAAGGAUAUUUCCAUCAGUGAGAAACGACGUCAGCAGGCGAUGAGCUGGUUUACCCAGCUUAAAGAAGCUUUGCUUAAUGUCCAGAUAAGCAAAAAACACGCAGAGAAAAUGAGGAUGCCUUUGCGAACAAUGCCGGCUGAUCCACAAAUAGCUGAUUUUACGUUUCGCUCACCUAAAGAUGUCUCGUUGGUUGGCAGCUUCGCAUACGAGACAGCGAUUAAAUUGAGCUCCCUUGAUGUGGCUGUGGAAAUGCCUAGGGACUGCUUCGUGAAGUGGGACUACCACAACGUCAAAUACCACCGAAAGAGAGCACUUUAUUUGACGUAUCUUGCCGCUGCUUUGCAGAAAAUACCAUCACUGCACUCGAAAUUGUACUGGCGUGUAGAGGGAGACGAUCGCCUACCUAUUCUAGUGGCUGUUUCACCCUCUGGCAAUCUAACAGCACACAUUCUACCAUAUCCUGAAAGUGGGCUAUUUCAGUUCUCACGAUUCGCGCCUGACAAGCUUAACGUGCAGGAGAAGUUUUACGGCUUGCCUCCCAACUCGCGCAAACCUGUGCUCAUUUACAAUGGAGGCGUUCUUCAAGAUAUGCUCAUGGUACAGAACAGAAACGAACUGUCAGAACAACUAAGGACUUCAAGCGGAAUUCGCGGAGGUAUUCAGAUUUUAAAGUUGUGGCUUCUCACAAGAGGACUCUGCAAUGGCCCAGAUGGCUUUAAGAGUUAUCAUCUAACAGAAUAUGCCGACUACCUUUUACGUUCGGGACGGUUGAAUUCCCUCAUGGGUGUCUACCAAGUAGUACGAGCCAUUCUGGCACAAAUGCAGAUGGAGGAUUGGACUUCGGAACGUUUGCUUGCCGGCAACACAUGCUCCACGAUUGCAAAGACUUCUCAUAAAUUCAUGCUGGAGCAAGAAGUUGCCGCUAUUCUCGUUGACCGUACGGGUUACCAUAACAUCUUUUACCGAGUUUCUUUGGAUACACUUGAUUUGUUACGGGCUGAGGCUCGCUCCGCACUUCAAUCGCUCAACUCGAGCUCGGUCAACCUGAUUAAUGAGCUACUUUGGACACCCGUCUCUUUUUAUCGUAAGUUGGAUUGUUACAUCCGCAUCGAGUUCGGUCAUGGCAGCAAACAACUAACCGACAGCGUGGAUAGCUGGAUUCGGGCAGAUUUCGGGGGAAGUGUACUUUGGCCAACAUCGCGGGCAAUAUUGGCUACCCUACGCCGAGCACUCGGUCGUAGGGUUUCACUAUUAGUGGCCCGACCAUUAACCCACCUAGAGUGGGAAAUCGGUGGAAACUUCCCCGAAGAAGCAAGUUCUAUCGCAGUAGGUUGGAACCUGGAUCCCGAUGAAUUGCAUCAUAUUGAAAAAGGUCCGCCCGCCGAUUCUUCAGAGGCCAGCGAAUUUCGCGAUUUUUGGGGACAUAAAUGUGAGAUCCGCCGUUUUCAAGACGGCUCAAUUUUAGAGACAGUUGUGUGGCCUGGUGAGACUGCAGAGGACCGAAAGCGUAUCACAUAUAAUAUAUGUGACUAUAUUUUGCGGCAGAAGCACAAAAUAAACAAAAUAUCAUUUUCGGGUGAAAUGUGCGAUCGCAUCCUACAGUUGCCAAACUGUCAUUUUACCAGUCGUUACGGAACUGGAGACGAACAACUUGUUGAUGUUAAUACUAAGUUUAAUGAGUUUGCAAAAACUUUACGAAAGCUGCCUGAUCUACCGGUUGAUAUAAGCGCCGUUUGUGGCCUGUCUCAAGAACUUAGCUAUACAGCAGUUUUCCCCCAGGUAGCAGCUGCAUGCGAUACUGACACGCGGCUUGUAACGCGUAGCGCAGGUCGCUGUAUUCCCCGUGCAGAUCAUGGCGUACCUAAGCUUGUACGACCCAUAGAUGUGCUACUACAAGUGGAGUGCAGCAAAUGGCCCGACGACCUGAAUGCCUUUAGGUACAUGAAGACGGCAUUCUAUAUAACAUUAGCCAGCAAGUUAGAAGGCCGUGAAUGUCAAGUGUUUCAUGAUCACCUGCUAGUGCUUUUUCAAGGCUUAUUGUUUCGGGUGCGUGUAUCUUGUACGAAAGAGAUCGCAUUAACUAAGCAGGUAAUUUCGCCUGAGGGCAUGGUAAGGCAUGUCGAAAACAAAAUGAGCGAACGCUUAGAGUUUGAGUAUAUUGUCUUGCCAAAGUUAAUUUCAGCUUUGCAUGGCCUACAUCUUCAACACACAACAUUCGGGCCUGCCUGCCGUAUUGCGAAGCGGUGGCUCUCUUCCCACCUGCUGUAUGAAGCAUUCCCUUCAGUGGUUGUGGACCUGUUAAUGGCGUAUAUUUAUAUUCACCCAUUACCAUAUUUUGUGCCUCAUUCGUCUAGAGCAGCUUUUCAGCGUUUUCUGCACCUUUUGGCCAAUUUUGACUGGCGUCUCAAUCCGCUCGUUAUCAAUUUUGGUGAACAGUUUACUUCUGAGACUUAUCAACAAAUUCAUUUACAUUUCGUCCGAAAUCGGCCGUCGUUGCCAGCACUAUUUAUACACACGCCGUUUGAUAAAAAGGAAGAGUCAUGGAUUACGACAGAAAAUCCAAUCGGUCCGGCUCUACAGCGGGCGGUAGUUUUAGCUAGAAAAAGUUUGGCCUUUAUUGAGGAGCAGAUGGUUGAGGGCCAAAACAUUCUCGGUGUUUUUAAAACAUCACUUGAUAUUUAUGAUUUUGUCAUCAAAUUGGACGAACGUUUCAUGGCUACAUACUACCUUAACAACAGCUCGACUGAAAAGCUUUCAUUCACUAAGAUGCGGGACGAAAUACCCGUGGUUGAUUUUGACCCAGUUAGACUUUACCUUGACGAUUUGCAAGCUGCGUAUGGCCAUUUAUGCAUAUUUUUUUACGAUGGAUACGGAGGAACUGAUAUCGGUGGAUUGUGGUUGCCGAAAUCACAAGCUCCAGUCCCAUUCAAAGUGCACAAUCUUAUUGGAAGAAAAUUGACUGAGCCUGCUAAGGUAUUAACGCCCAACUACCCGGCGAUACUUAGCGAUUUAAAAACUCUUGGCCAGGGUCUAGUGAAAAAUGUUGUGGAGCAAAAAUGUCCUAGCACCUAUAGCCGCCUUCGAAAGGAUAGCCAUUAAUUUUGUGAAAUUAGUUUCGUUAUGGUGUUAAGCAAAUUAUUUCUGACAAUAGAAUAAUAAAGAAGCCAGAUUGAUUGUAUCAUAUAGGCACUUAGUAAGCAUUUGCUUGCGUAUCCUAGGUCGUUCGUUUGUGUGUGCAUGCGUGUGAAAUGUGUUACAUUAGGAAUAAACGUAACUACUGUUCGGGAUGUUCACUGUUUUUGUCUUACUCAUUCAAACCACUCUUGUUUAUUUUUCUUGUAAGUGACUGUGGAAGCAUCAAUGCACACGCCUCUGGCAGACGUUUAAUAAUGAUCGGAUCGAGCCUUCCGUUUACCUGUGCUGAAGACAACAAUUGUAACUGCUGUAACUACAACGGUGACCGGAGGCGACACAAAAUGCUAAUAUCAAUGAUUUGUAAUUAAUGACAUAUCCAUGAGACAGGCCCAGAUACACGGCUAAGUAAGGCCCACAUAAAGCGAGAACAACAUCCGAAAUAUUAUCCAUCGUUUGUUACCGUUUCUGCUACUGUGAUUACUACUGCUGUUGUGUUACUGGAUCUCGGGCAGUGGUCAAAAGGGUCUGCACCAAUGAACGAGGUAAUUGCCACGGUGCGCAAACAUUGAUUUUCUCCGAAUGUCUAAAUUCUCGGAUGCGUGCCUCUCACUUUUUCUCUUUUUUGUGACCUUACAGCUUUGGUUUCUACUAGGCUAAUGAUAACGUUGAGUGAGUAACUUGUAUCUUAUUUUCAUUCCUCAUUUUCCUGUGGUGGAUACUGCAGGAAAAAGAGCACAUAGAAAACUAUUAACGAAUGUAAAACGGCUAGUUAAGCGGCUGCGGGCCGCCAAAGUAGAUGUCAUGGACUACGGUAGCCGCCUGUUGGUUACACUCUCGAUACAGCUACAGAGCUUUUGCGUUUCACGGAGGUGGACCUAGGGCAUUAUCGUGGGGACGCUAUGAUUUGUACAACAUAUAAGGCUUAAAUGUGGAAUCAGGAACGGACGGAUAUCUGAUGAAGUGUUUGUUCAUCCGGAUAUACUCUCGUUUGAGAGGAGAGCGCAGGGCGGGUUAACUGUAGUUAGCUCCAGAUGGUUGUGCCGAGAGCGAAGCCACCGUCGCCGCCGCUCCAAUACUGACGCCGGCCUGGAUGAAGCCUGGAAUAAUUGUGAGGGACCUACAGGGAGGCAGUAUUACUUCAAGCUCUACCCCAGAAGCAGCAUCAACCCAGAUGGACUCAAAUGGGAGAAGAAAGAAGUAAUUAAGAUGUGGCAUGCGUAGGAGACGCUUGAGGGAGACUAUGAUGAUUUACUACGAUGU
Messenger RNA from Varroa destructor (honeybee mite), 4865 nucleotides. It is a transcript of the gene Mat89Ba, whose product is annotated as nucleolar protein 6 Mat89Ba. Gene Ontology annotation, cellular component: UTP-C complex; CURI complex; small-subunit processome. NCBI's taxonomy places the organism in Eukaryota, Metazoa, Arthropoda, Arachnida, Mesostigmata, Varroidae. The record is from RefSeq and is a predicted model, not a curated record. Gene Ontology annotation, biological process: rRNA processing; tRNA export from nucleus.